CGCCUUUCCUCGACGCCCUGGCACGCCGUCACGCUCUGUUCUGGCCGUACUCUCACCCGCUGUGUAGCAAUGGCUUCCCGGAGUCAGAGGGGCCGGUGUGGCCAGUCCCGGCCCGGGGCAGGGAUGCUGACAGAGCCGACAAGGAGCUCGGCAGAUCUCCGCAAUUCCCGCGCACAGCAGGAGCGCUGCCUGCCCGGCGUGAGGGGAGAGCCCCUCGGCAGAGACGAGAACUGUGAUUGGCUGUCCCGGGAGGGCCGGCCAAUGGGGAAGGCCCUUACAUGACAUGCGAGGUGUCCCUCAGGCAGGUGGCGGCGUGGGCAAUGCCCGCGGUGGUGUCCGUGUGGCCGGGGGUUCUGUGGGUGACAAUAUGCUGUAGCUCAUGUUUUGUGUUCAUGGCGGGGGCGGGCAGGACACGGCUUACCACGAUCCUGGGAUCUCUGGCCGGCGGAGAGCGGCGCAGCGUCGUGUGUGUGACCGGGCCCGAUGGCGUGACCGGGCCCGAUGGCAGAGGCGGCUGUGAGCGGGUAAUGGCUGGUACAGCUGACGGUCGGGAGAGGGGCGGUCUUUCUUUUUCAAAUGAUUUGUUGGUUUAAAGUCUUGUCCUGAUAGCAACUGCUGUCGUGUAGGAGUGCCUUUCAUGAAAAACCAGUUACCGUAACCAAGCUCCCAGGGGUCUGUGGCCUCUCCCGUCGUCCUGCCUUUUUGCACUGAGAGCUUGUGUUAGUACCGGGCUGGGAAUGUGGCACAGUGGGGUUCAGGGCGGGGGGCGCUUAGGGGAGGAGGUUUGCUUGGACGAGAACUUGCUCCUUCUUUGGUUGGAUGAACCCUGUGAGCUUCCUUCUUCCUUUGGGAAAGAGCAAUGUUGUGAGGGUUACUUAUAAUAGAAAGGCGUUUAUAAGCGAAAGAAAAGUUAAUGAUAUUUGGCAGAUGUUUAUGAAGUCCAGUUAGGGUUCAUGUAUUACUCUCUUUUAAAUCAUAACUAUGAACAGAAACGCUUUUCUGGCCUUCUAAUAGCUCACUAAAAGUAACAAUUGUCAUGUCUUGCACACAGUAUGAAAGUCACUAUCGCUGCAUGUUCAAGAGCAGGGUGUGAGGUAAGUGUAUUUGUCAUGUGGACAUAAUUCCAGCUGCCCAGUGGGACCUGCUUUGGCUUCAGUGCAGGAUUGCAAAUCUCAAAUGCAGCUGUGUGAACUAACAGUAGUAAAUAACCUCCCAGCAAGCAGCCAGGGGUAGGGGGUUGGUCUGCUUUGCAAGGAAUUUUGGUCAUUACAUUAGAUUCCUAGAACAAAAACCAUUUAUGGAAAAUCAGUAGACAAAAUACUGUGCCCAUUUAUCAACUUUUUCUUAUAAUGAUGUGUAUUUGCCUGUUAGUUAAUUGUUAAUUAUUGCAUGUUAUUUUUUUCUGAUUAACUGGAAAAGUGAAUUUCUGUAAUCACACAGUAAAUCUCCAAUUCACCUCUGCUGAACAUCUUAUGCCUGACUCGUUCUCACCAAAGGAGGUGUGUUUUGAAACUGAGAUUACAAAAACAAAGUAAUAAGAAUAGAUCCUACCUCCUUACUUAUUUUUUUUAUUAUGUCGUUGAUGUGUUCUUACUUACAGGCAUUUGUCCCUCAGACUGAGGUGAGAUUUUUUCCCUCUGUUAUGACACUAUUUUUCUAUCCACUCAAGAAAUACAGCCUAUUUUUUUGGCAGAGGUUUUUAAUAUUUAUUGUUUUCAUAUUACAUAAUUUAAAGUUUUGUUUAGCUGUGAGUGCAUAGCAGCAGAAUAAUUUUACAUGGAAUCCACCCUGUUUUGUGCUUCCCAAAAUAGCUCAUUGUUUUAAUUUAUAGGAAUAAGAAACGCUAACUGCUUUGUGAAAUGAAAAUAGUUUUAUGGACUCUGUUAACAGGAACUUUAAACAGAACAGAACAAAGUCCUUCUACAAAGGAAGGCCAUGCCAGACUGAUGGCAUGGCCAAAAAAAAGAAAUAAUUGUGCACUAGGAACAUUUUUUAUAACUGAUGUAAAAACUGUUAUUCCAAUUAAAAGUUUGCUGUAAACCAAAUAAUAGUGGAAGACUGCAAUGUGCAAAAUUAGGCAAUCUGAAGGAAGAAUUUUAUGAGUGGGAGAUAUGAAGAAUUUUAUCUGAGAGAAAUUAGUUUACUAUUUUGAAGAACAUGAUAAGAUCUAAACAUGAAGUUUUAUAGUAGCAGAUACUUCAUCAGUGCUUUUCCUGCGUGAGUUUGCUUAGUAAGUUUUUCUCUUUGCAUACACUUCUGCUUUAUAUCCAGUGAGUGAGAUACAAAAAGUGUAAGCCACAGGAGUUCUGUGUACUUCAGGGAAGUAAUGUUAUUUUAUAUCAUCUUAGGAAGCUCUUUAUGAGAACAGGAAAAGGAAAAAGCUGCAUAGCCUCUCUCCCUGUUGCAGUUCCUCCAAAGCAUCUGUUAAUAAUAAUGCAAAAGUGCAGAAGACAGGAAGAGAGGGAAGCAGUGAACAGGUUCCUGCCACACUCUCCUCUGAAUGUUUGCACAGUGUUGUUUUUACCAGGUGUCCUGGUGUCCUUAUAAAAGAGCCUGCCUUCUCUGUAAUGUUGAGACAUUUUCUAGGAAAUUGCCAUGGCAAGAAAAAUUGCAUCUCUCCUCUCCUCCUCUCUCUGCAAAGAAUAUCCUAUUAUUUGUGAAAGGUUGCUGCAGCAGUGCUUUGAGGAUAUGUAGUUUACAGAAGAAGUCAACUCUUCACCCAGCAGUCCCCAGUGACCUCCAGAGUGCUAAUUCUCAUGGGUCAGAAGGCUUGGAUAGAGAAGACCUUUUCUAAAAGAGAAUGCAUCUAUAUAAUUGCCAACAACAAAGAUGGUACCAGGUGCUGCUGUGGCCAGCUCAUUAACCAACAUAUUCCACCUCCUCCAAGUAUAACAGCUAAUAAAAAUGAAGAAGAAACAAAGCAAGUGGAAGCUCAGCCAGAGAAAUGGUCUGUCAGUAAACACACCCAAGCAUACCCAACUGAUGCCUAUGGAAACCUGGAAUUCCAGGGAGGAGGACAUUCAAAUAAGGCCAUGUACAUCCGUGUGUCGUAUGACACUAAGCCAGAUUCCCUGCUGCAUCUCAUGGUGAAAGACUGGCAGCUGGAACUGCCCAAACUCUUAAUCUCUGUCCAUGGAGGCCUCCAGAACUUUGAAAUGCAACCAAAAUUAAAGCAAGUGUUUGGAAAAGGUCUGAUAAAGGCUGCCAUGACCACAGGAGCUUGGAUUUUCACUGGUGGUGUUAGUACAGGUGUCAUUCGUCAUGUGGGAGAUGCCUUGAAAGAUCAUUCUUCCAAAUCCAGAGGACGAAUAUGUGCCAUAGGAAUUGCACCAUGGGGCAUUGUAGAAAACAAGGAGGAUCUAAUAGGAAAAGAUGUAACACGAGUUUACCAAACAAUGUCAAACCCUCUAAGUAAGCUUUCUGUGCUCAACAGUUCCCACACCCACUUCAUUCUGGCAGACAACGGCACAUUAGGUAAAUAUGGAGCUGAAGUAAAGUUACGGCGUCAGUUGGAAAAACACAUUUCCCUCCAGAAAAUUAACACACGACUGGGGCAAGGUGUUCCUGUAGUUGGGCUCAUAGUGGAAGGAGGUCCCAAUGUGAUCUCCAUUGUCUUGGAGUGUCUGCGGGAAGAACCCCCUCUCCCAGUUGUGAUCUGUGAUGGCAGUGGGCGAGCAUCCGACAUUCUGUCAUUUGCGCACAAGUAUUCUGAAGAGGGAGGGAUAAUAAACGAAUCCCUUAGGGAUCAGCUUCUAGUUACCAUCCAGAAAACCUUUAACUACAACAGGAAUCAAGCUCAUCAGCUGUUCGUCAUUCUUAUGGAGUGCAUGAAAAAAAAAGAACUUAUCACCGUGUUCCGCAUGGGCUCGGAAGGGCAGCAUGACAUUGAGAUGUCCAUCCUAACUGCUCUCCUCAAAGGUACCAAUGCAUCUGCUCCAGAUCAGCUCAGCCUGGCUUUGGCCUGGAAUCGUGUAGACAUUGCACGCAGCCAAAUCUUUGUCUUUGGACACCACUGGCCACCUUUAGGAAGCCUUACAGCUCCUGAUGGUACAGCUCCUGAGAAGGAAAAGAAAUCUCCAGCACCUCAGACUAAAGCAGGCAGAGGGAAAGGAAAAGGGAAGAAAAAGGGAGGAAAAGCAAAAGAAGAACCAGAAGAAGAAACAGACCCAAGAAAACUUGAACUCCUGAACUGGGUGAACUCCCUGGAGCAGGCUAUGCUGGAUGCACUGGUCCUGGAUCGAGUGGACUUCGUGAAACUGCUUAUUGAGAAUGGAGUGAACAUGCAACACUUCCUGACUAUUCCUCGACUGGAGGAACUUUAUAAUACUAGGCUGGGUCCGCCAAAUACACUUCAUUUGCUAGUCAGAGAUGUGAAAAAGGGAAAUCUUCCACCAGAUUAUCAUAUCAGCCUAAUUGAUAUUGGUCUUGUCCUGGAAUAUCUCAUGGGUGGAGCUUACCGCUGCAACUAUACUCGGAAAAGUUUUCGGACUCUUUAUAAUAAUUUAUUUGGACCAAAGAGGCCAAAAGCUCUUAAACUACUGGGGAUGGAGGAUGAUGAGCCUCCCACCAAAGGGAAGAAGAAAAAGAAAAAAAAGGAGGAAGAGAUUGAUAUUGAUGUGGAUGACCCAGAAGUGAGCCGCUUUCAGUACCCCUUUCAUGAGCUGAUGGUGUGGGCUGUGCUCAUGAAACGGCAGAAGAUGGCCCUGUUCCUUUGGCAACGAGGGGAGGAAUCCAUGGCCAAGGCACUUGUGGCUUGUAAACUCUACAAGUCUAUGGCCCAUGAAUCUUCAGAGAGUGAGCUGGUGGAUGACAUCUCUCAGGAUCUGGACAACAACUCAAAAGAUUUUGGCCAGCUGGCUGUUGAACUCUUGGAUCAGUCCUAUAAGCAUGAUGAGCAGAUUGCCAUGAAACUGCUGACAUAUGAACUGAAAAACUGGAGUAAUUCUACCUGCCUGAAGUUGGCUGUGGCAGCUAAACACAGGGACUUCAUUGCUCACACCUGCAGCCAGAUGCUCCUAACAGACAUGUGGAUGGGGCGACUGCGCAUGCGGAAAAACCCUGGCCUUAAGGUUAUAAUGGGAAUUCUUUUCCCUCCCACCAUCCUUUUCCUAGAGUAUCGGAGUUAUGAUGACUAUUCCUACCAGACAUCAAAAGAAAAUGAGGAAGGAAAAGAAAAAGAGGAGGAAAAUGCGGAUGCAAAUGCGGAUACAGGCUCCCGAAAGGGGGAUGAAGAGAAUGGAAAGAAAAAACAACAGAGCCUUCCAAUUGGAACAAAGAUCUAUGAAUUCUAUAAUGCUCCUAUUGUCAAAUUUUGGUUCUACACAAUAUCAUACCUUGGCUACUUGAUGUUAUUUAAUUACAUCAUCUUGGUGCGGAUGGAACGGUGGCCAUCAGUCCAGGAAUGGAUUGUCAUCUCAUACAUUGUGACAUUGGCCUUGGAGAAAGUCAGAGAGAUUCUGAUGUCAGAGCCUGGCAAGCUGAGCCAAAAAAUCAAAGUUUGGCUCCAGGAAUACUGGAAUAUUACUGACUUGGUGGCUAUUUCAGUAUUUAUCAUAGGAGCAAUUCUUCGCCUGCAGAACCAGCCUUACAUGGGUUAUGGAAGAGUGAUUUACUGCGUAGAUAUCAUUUUCUGGUACAUUAGAGUACUAGAUAUCUUUGGUGUGAACAAAUAUCUGGGACCUUACGUCAUGAUGAUUGGAAAGAUGAUUGCAGAUACACCAGGAUCAUCCAGAAAACCAUCAGCUGUGCACAGGAGAUGGUAUAGCAAUGAUUAUAUCAUGUCUUUGCAACCACAGACGAGAAUAGUCAUCAUGCUUGUGGUUCUGAUGAGCUUUGGAGUAGCUCGCCAGGCUAUCCUGCACCCAGACGAGGAGCCCUCCUGGAGACUGGCUCGCAACAUCUUCUACAUGCCCUACUGGAUGAUCUACGGAGAGGUGUUCGCUGACCAGAUAGACCUCUAUGCCAUGGAAAUCAAUCCUCCUUGCGGGGACAAUCUUUAUGAUGACGAUGGUAAACGCCUCCCUCCCUGCAUCCCAGGGGCCUGGCUCACUCCUGCUAUUAUGGCCUGCUACCUUUUGGUAGCAAAUAUCCUGUUGGUAAACCUGCUGAUUGCUGUCUUCAACAAUACCUUCUUUGAGGUAAAAUCAAUAUCCAACCAAGUCUGGAAGUUCCAGCGGUACCAGCUGAUCAUGACAUUCCAUGACAGACCUGUCCUGCCACCACCAAUGAUUAUCUUCAGCCACAUCUACAUAAUCAUCAAGCGGAUCUGCUGCCGCUGCAAGAAGGGUGAUGGAGACCAGGAUGAGCGGGACAGGGGACUGAAAUUAUUUCUGAAUGAUGAAGAGCUAAAAAAAUUGUAUGAGUUUGAAGAGCAGUGUGUAGAAGAAUACUUCCAGGAGAAAGAGGAUGAGCAGCAGUCAUCUAAUGAUGAACGCAUCAGAGUUACCUCUGAAAGAGUUGAAAAUAUGUCUAUGAGGCUGGAAGAAGUGAAUGAAAGAGAACAUUUUAUGAAAGCUUCUCUCCAGACAGUCGACCUCCGGCUCUCUCAGCUGGAAGAGCUCUCUGGUCGGAUGGUGAAUGCUCUGGAGAAGCUGGCAGGCAUCGACAAAUCCGAGCUGACGUACACACGCUCACGGGCUUCGUCAGAGUGUGACGCUGCUUAUCUCCUGAGGCAGAGCAGUGUGAAUAGCUCUGAUGGCUACAGCAUGUACAAAUACCACAUCAGUGGCGAUGAGCUGACCUAUGAUGACAGCACCACGCCUAUGUCACCAGCCAUGCGUAAAAAAGCCCACUCUAUUGGUACCAAAGAAGAUGGAGCAGACCCAAGGAUGCUGGUUCCAGAACACCAAACUGGGCUCCAUACCUCGAGUGCUAAUGCAGUCACUACAGCAGAUCACAGUAAAUCCACAUUAGAAAUUGCACAGAAUGUUUCCAGACCUCAUUCUGAUUCAGGCGGUUUGGGGAGUGAGAAGCAGGGGGUUUUCAGUAGUGAUGGAAUGAUUCCUCAAAGUGUAAACCAGAUGAAUGCUGUUACAAACAGUCAGUCAGUAGCAGGGACAGAUUUUCAGAACACUCAGUUAAAAGUAGAACGUACCAAGUUAGAAGCAACUAUCUCUUAUCCCUUGGACAAAUCCAAAGCAAUGCGCUAUUUUCCUCCUGAAACUUUCAGUGCUUGUCAAACCACUAUGAUGAAGUCAAGGAGCUUUAUAUUUGCACAAGGUGGAAAGCUGGUUGGAGGAGUUAACAACUGGACCUCGGAAUAUAGUACCAUUAUGGAUCAGGUGUGCCCUUCUACAAUUGAACAGUGGGCCACUGAGUGGAAAUACGAAGUUGAGCAGCAGCUUUCUCAAGAGCGUCCUCCAGAAUACCCCGGGCUGAUUUCUGAAGCAGAAAGGCAAGCAGAGGAGAAGCAGAUGGACACAGAUGAUGAUAGUAAUGUUGGUGAAGCAGGUAUGAGUGCCUCUUACACCUCUAUGCCUGCCACUGUCAAGGCUGAGAAGGAGAAUUUACUGUCAGUAAAGCCAGAAAGGACUUCUGGGUUCCCAUCAGUACGCUCCAAGAGCUUGCACAGCCAUUCCCGGAAAGCCAAGUCUGUGAAGGACAAAUUAAAUAGACCAGGACAUGCCAGCAGUGUAACUAAUUUGGUGGUAGCAUUUGGCAGUGCGACAGAGGAACAGAAAACCAGGCAAGAAAAUGCAUCCACAGAAACUGAAUGUUAAAGUGGCUUAUGGCCCCUGUUUUACCAAUAGUCGAGAAAGCAGUGACUAAUUGAACAAAUUAGCCAUUUUAAAAUUAAUUUCUAAAGAAGAAUUUUGAAUAUAUGUAUUUAUUUUAAACUUAAUAGAUACAUGUUCUGUUCUUAAAUAAAUGCUUGCUGGGUUGGGUGAAAGGGAGAUGUUCUCUCAGGGGCAGAUAAAAAGUAGGUAUGGUUCACAGAUGCCGACCAUAUAGCUCUUCCUUUAUUCCAUUUCAGCCUCCCUCAUAAGCUCAUUUACUAACAAGCUCUUUAUAAAAGCUCUUAGAGGAAGAGCAAUAUUAUAAUGUAAAGGUUAUCAGAAGAUUUCUCAAACAGAACAAUUUUUAACCAGCCUUAGUUCUAUCUUUACUUAUGCAGCUGGUUUCUUUGUGGCCAUGGUGUUUUUCAGAUCAAAACAAAAUUGUUGGAGGCAAGGAAAAAUUAUGCAGUCCCCUCUUUCACUUCUGAUUUCAUGCAUGCUGCUUAGCUUCUCUUUUUCAGAAUGGCAUGACAUAGCAGUUUUCAUCCACUAAAAUAGGUCAGAGUGGUAAAAUACAGUUGUGUUUGGAGAAAGCUGACCUGGAAAGCCACGUGCAGACAUAUACUUAAUCUGUCCUUGAACUUCAGUGGCAUCAUUUUGCUUUCAGGAUCACAUCUGUCCCCAACCCAAAGCAUGCUGACAGCCUUAAACUGUUGAAAAACAGUGAUCAUUGUUUCAAAAUGCUUUGGGAGAUCUUAAUAAUAGAAAUCCAGGAUCUGCAUUAGUGUUUUGUAUAAAUGAGGAUUACAACAGAAGUCCUUGUAGACUUAGGAUAAGAUUCUGACUUCUUUUAGAUGCCUGCAAGGGAAACAAAACAGAACAGGAAAGGUGUUCUAAUCAGGUGAGAUCAAAAUACACCCGAUCUUUGCUUGAAGCAAAUAUACUGUGACAAAUUCAUCUUCCAUUUUGCAAUUUCAUUAUGACACAAGAGGAAAAAGGAACAGUUUCUAAGUCUGUCUAAACAAAAUAUAGAUUUUCCAGGUGAGAAUAGAAAUUCUGUAUAUUUUCUUGGGUAAAUUUCAAAAACAAAUGUCAAAGGAUAAAAAAGUCUCUACAGCAAAAGUGUUUUGAGGAGUAAGAGUGGAAAUCAACACCCAUAGUUAGAUGUUUCCAGAGCAAUUGUCUCUGCAGUGGCAUUCUAAGUAAUGAGUUUUGAUAGUUUUCUUCAUAAGAGCAGGAUGUUAUUCGCAUCAUUCCUCCCUGUUAAGUUUUAGGAACUUUGAUUUCCCAAAUAUUCAGCACCUCUCUUUGCAGGGGAUGCUUACCACUGAGCAGGUAAUUUUGAAAAUGAGUUAAAGGCAUGUUACUUGUUCACAGAAUACUGCUCAAAGGUUUAUGCUUAACUCAUUACCCAUCAGGACUCAUUCAUAUGCUAUUUUGAAAAGAUCUCAUUUCUUUUUUCACUCACCAUCAGUCCCACAGGCAGGUCUCAAUGUCCUCCUUGACAAUGAUGCUUACAGCAUUUUGAAAUGCAGAGAUUGAUGGAAGACUCUACAAAUGCAUUAAUGGUAUCUGAUUUGUAUUGUUUGCAUUAUAUUUUCAUACUCCAUCCAUACUUAUACUCUGAAGUACUGUUACCAAAUUGAAUGAUUGUGGAAAGUGCAUAGACAUUUCACAAAGUUCAGUCAUCAUUUCUUUUGGAUUUUUACUAUCUUGGUUCUAAGCAGCAGGUUUACUGAUUUCACUGCUGUUGGAACACUGUUGACAUUUUGCUUUUUAUGUGGGCUUCUCUUUUCUUCAAUUUUAGGGAACUUGACAUUUUGUAAGAACAGAAUGACAUUUGAAAUUAUUUCACUUCCAUGUUUACUUCUGUGUUACCAUUCUGUGCAACUACAUAGCCAUUGUGUAUAUGUGGUUAAAAUAGCCUCCAGUUUGCCAAUGCCUUUUUAUUGUUUGCCUGCACAUUCACCAGAAAUGGAUUCAUUAACAAACACAAAGGGAUGCAGCUUUUCAGCACUGUGCUAAACAAGCAGUAUGCAUUGUGGAAUGGAAUACAGUGUGUUGCAUACCUCUUGUAACAUUGUCUUUAUAACAUGUGUGUUAAUCAUGCUUUUGACCAAUUAAUUUUUUAGCAUUUACAUUGAAAAUUUAUCUGAUAGCAUGUAGAUUUCAAACGAAAAUAUUUUUCCUUUGUAUUUAUAUACUUCCUUUGUGUAAAAAUAUUUAUAAAGAAACACAUGAAAAAUACGGCAAAUUAAUUCAAUAUACCUUUUUUUUUUCUUUAUAAUGUCAAAACACUUCCCUAAUCUGUUUCUUCUUAUGCAGUGCAUGGGCCAAACAUUUUCUAAGCAAAGUUUCUUUCUUAACACUUGCCAGUAAUUUUUCAUAAAAUUUUCUAUAUAGGGAUGAUUUUAAGAGGUUUGGAUUUUUCCUGUGCUCUCACACAGCAUGAACUGAAUGACAAGCUCUCUGCCAUUUCCUGUGAAGUGAUCACACUGGCUUUGGCAGAGUCAUUUUAGACAUAGAGCCAUUUAAAUAAGAUUUAAACAUGGUUUUGUAUGUGCAUAGAAGACAAAUAAUAGAUUUGGAGCUCAUUAAGCAGAAUAAUGACCAACACAUUUGCAUAUCUGCCUCCAUGCUUUCUUGAAUACUGGCUGAAAGGAUGCAGGCAGCGAAUUUGCAUUUCUGAAGAGGCAUGUUUAAUACUGCUUUUCAGGAAGAUGUGUCCCACUUCACUGCUAAGCAUGUGGUGACUUCACAGCUAUGUCACUGUGAAUUCCAUUGUCCUGAUUUAUUAUGUGCUUGACCUAUAGUGAAGCAGGUCAAGCUGAAAGGGUGUGUACUCCAGGGCUAUGUCUAUGCAGAGAUACUACUCUGAGGUAAUUUAAAUUUGUUCAUCUUAUAGUGUCUUGCAAUACAGACUUUUCCCUUUCCCUUGAGGCAAAUGUUUUCAACACAGUGAUUAAUGGUCAUAUUUGCAAAGGCAGGUUCAUGACUCUACCACCUGAUUCCAUGAAUUACCCCUUUUUACAUUGCAUCAUUCAGGGACUAGCUUAGCUUUGUCCUCACAAGUCUCUCCUGUUGCAGAGUCACUCUAUCCAUUUUAGAAGCUGGAUUUUGAUACCUGAGAAUCAAGAAAGUCCAUUUUCCAUAUUAUUUACUAAUUCAUUAAAGUAGCCACUGAAACCUUCCAACUAUGGUUUCUCCAUGCUGCUUAUUUGGAUACUUUCCAAGGUUCUGUGCUUGACUAUCAUCUUUGGCAAAAUAUUUAUCUGUUCUUCUAAAUAAAAAUAAAAAGAACACAUCUUCAAGGCCUUGUCAGGAAACAGGAACAUGAGGAAGGUGCAUGACCAAGAGUGUUAACAGGAACAUUUCAUUAUCUCUGAUGAAUGACAGGACUGUGCCCUGUUACAGGUGUUCUGGGCUGACACAAAGCCAGUGUGCUGCUGGAGCCCUUUAUGUGGAGCAGGUGAGUUUUCCAAAUGACAGUUGCCCUUGGUUGGACAGUGCUGGGGUCCCACAGAUGCUUCUGCAGUACUGUCCUGUCCAGCAGGUCACUUCUGCCUGAAUUAGUGUGCAUUCAAAAGCUGUUGGGAGCCUUGAGUGUAAAGGUGAGAAUUUAUUGUUAGUGUAAAAAGUUUUAACAGUCUAAUAUAAGAAUUGUUAUUAGUUUUGAUCUAUCUAAUUAGAGAAGAGACAAGAACAGAGAACAGAAAAGAAUACUACUAUGCUACUAAUGGAAAAACAGAAAAAGCUAAAGUUAUUCCAUGCAUACUUCCUACUAUCUACACCUUAUUUUGAUGUUUAUUGGCACCAGGUCUGAUCCUCUGGGUCUAAUGGUCAGUGGCUACAGUGAGGAUAGUGAGGACAUACUGCCAGCUGUCAGCAUCCCAGGUCCUUUGUAGAGCAUGAUGUUCAUGUUGUUUCUUUGUCCUUAUUUUUUGCUAAUUUAGGGGCAUUUUUAUGUGAGCUGCAUAGUUAUAUCUUGUUUUUCAUCACUGGCCUUUAAAUCCUACAAAUAAAAAAAUCCUCAUGAUUAGAAAAAUUGGUUUCACAGCUAAACAAAUGAGGGACAGCUUGAAGGAGGUUAAGGCAAGUUCAGACAAAGCAGUCCUGUCAAGCCUCAGUCCUGAGGCCUUACAAAGUCAGCAUAAGGCCUGAGGUCUGUUACUAGCAGUGACAAAUAGCCUCUGCUUGCUGGGUUGUGAGGCUACAUCAGCCCUAGGGAUGUUUUCUUCUCACUCCAACCAUUACAGAUAAAUACUCUAUCACAUGCAGCAGUCACCUAAGCUGAAAAUUCAGCCAAAUUGUGGAUUUUGAUCCCCUAUUGUGAUCCAGCAUCAGACAGGAAGGCAAAAGCAAUGUAAGGACCUGGCUGAUGUGGCCAUUUAAAGACCAUUUCAAAUGGUGCCAGGCAUGGGGGUUUGGGGUAGUCAUAAAACAGUAUCCAGCAGUACUUUGCAUUGUAGGCUGACAAAUCACAAGCCUUGGGAGAAGUGAGACAAAGAGUACACAUUUUCUUAAAACUGCAAUUUUAUUUUGCUUUUUUCAACUUUUAGCUUGAUCUUCAGAGUUUCAUAUGGCAAAGUGGUACUUUAUGGUUGAUGCCCUCUAUCUUUACAAUGGAUAUAAGGUAUGUCUUCAUAACAGGCUUUAAAUGAUUCUUUGCAGAUGUUCACCUGAAAUAGUUAAGUGCUGGUAUGCACCUAGUGCUUGGUGUUGGAGUAAUGAAAAAGAGGGUGUAUUAUUUUAUGUGCCUGCUCCUCUUUUGUCUCUGCAACACAAAACCCCCAAUAAAACCACAGUGCUUCAUCCUU
Molecule: messenger RNA, 12532 nt
Organism: Cyanistes caeruleus (blue tit)
Lineage: Eukaryota; Metazoa; Chordata; Aves; Passeriformes; Paridae
Source: RefSeq, a predicted model, not a curated record